AUGAUGUCGCUCAAUGUUAUUCUCACCAUAGGGAGCCUCAAUAUCCAUUACAGGGGUCACUAUGGCAACAGAAUGUCACACAUGACAAGGAAUGUAAUGCUUGGAGUAUUUGGACGGUUAGUUUGCAAGACAUUACCAAAAUCAAAAGAAGAAGAAAAUGAUGAGGUUCUAACAAAUAGAGAAAUAAAUAUGGAGAAUGAACAAAAAAUUGUAAAUGUCAGAAUGCAUAGUUACCAUGGUAACCAACACCUUAAUCCUCUAAAUCUGGACAAGGUUGUUGGGGAAAUCUUUGGUGGCUACCAAUAUCUAUAAACUGUUAAUUGUUGCUAACCAAGAUAAGAUUGAAAAACUAAGACACCAAGAACAACAAAAUAAAAUCAAAGAGAAAUGGAUGAUGGUUGCUAUGGUAACUGAUCGUUUUUUUGCAUUGUUUUUCUUUUUUGUUUCCACUGGAAUAUUUGUUUCUGUAUUUAUCCAAAUAAUUUAAGUUUAAAAAUCAACUACUCAUAUUAU
Messenger RNA from Owenia fusiformis, 513 nucleotides. The record is from the annotation of a GenBank genome assembly. Lineage: Eukaryota; Metazoa; Annelida; Polychaeta; Sabellida; Oweniidae.